Bombina bombina (fire-bellied toad) is the source of this 1648-nucleotide messenger RNA. RefSeq names its product galactosidase alpha (gene GLA). NCBI's taxonomy places the organism in Eukaryota, Metazoa, Chordata, Amphibia, Anura, Bombinatoridae. The coding region runs from base 57 to 1298 and encodes 413 amino acids. Gene Ontology annotation, cellular component: cytoplasm. Gene Ontology annotation, biological process: glycosylceramide catabolic process; glycoside catabolic process; oligosaccharide metabolic process. The transcript is spliced from 7 exons. The record is from RefSeq and is a predicted model, not a curated record. Gene Ontology annotation, molecular function: alpha-galactosidase activity.
UCUCCAUUGAAUGCAACUAUCAGUGCCCUUAUACUCUAUAGAGGAGAGACUAUUCAAUGAGGGAGCAGCGCGUGCGGUUUUGGUGGGUGCAGGCGCUCCUGCUGCUCACAGGAGUUGGACUGAGGGUCGUGUGUCUGCGGAACGGUCUGGCCCUCACCCCGCCUAUGGGUUGGCUACAUUGGGAGAGAUUCUUGUGCGAGACGGACUGUGAUACGUAUCCGAACAGUUGUAUAAGUGAGAAACUCUUCAUGGAGAUGGCUGAUGCAAUGGUGAACCAGGGCUGGCUGGAAGCUGGGUAUCACUACUUGUGCAUUGAUGACUGCUGGCUUUCAAAAGAACGAGAUUCAGAUAACAGACUGCAAGCUGACCCAAAAAGGUUUCCUGGUGGCAUCAAGAAUCUGGCUGACUAUGUUCAUGCCCGUGGUCUCCGGUUUGGUAUAUACCAGGACGUUGGGAAGCUCACGUGUGCUGGGUAUCCUGGCAGCAUGGGGUUUUAUGAGCUAGAUGCACAGACCUUUGCUGACUGGGGUGUUGAUCUGCUUAAAUUUGAUGGAUGCUACUUUGACAGUAUAAAUCAGCUGGAGGAAGGGUACCGCCGAAUGUCAAUGGCUUUGAACAACACAGGCAGAGCAAUUGUAUACUCAUGUGAGUGGCCCCUGUAUAGCAGACCCUUUAAGAAGGUAAAUUAUACAGAGGUUGCUGAAUACUGCAAUUCCUGGAGAAAUUUUGUAGACAUUGCUGACUCUUGGUCCAGUGUUUCUUCUGUGCUGGACUUGGUUUCUGCUUCACAAGAUGAAUUUGUUUCUGCAGCUGGGCCAGGGGCCUGGAAUGAUCCUGACAUGCUGGUUAUCGGUAACUUUGGUCUGAGCUGGGACCAGCAGGUCACCCAAAUGGCUUUGUGGGCCAUCAUGGCUGCCCCACUGUUUAUGUCUAAUGAUUUGCGAGAAAUCAGCUCUAAGUCCAAAGAACUUCUUCAGAACAGAGAAGUUAUUGCAAUCAAUCAGGAUCCACUUGGUUCACAAGGAUACAGAAAGCUCAAGGUUGAUAACUUUGAACUAUGGGAAAGGCAUCUCAAAGGAGGAUCUGUAGCUGUGGCAAUAAUUAAUCGCCAGGAGAUAGGUGGUCCCAGGCCAUUUUACAUGUUGUUAUCCAUUCUGAGAAAAGGGACAGUUUGUGUACAGCAAUGCUUUGUAACCCGUCUUCUGCCCUCACGACAUGAGUAUGGGUUUCUGAAUUCUACCUCGUUACUUGUCAAUUGGGUAAAUCCUUCAGGAACUGUGCUCCUGCGUGUGGACUAAGAACAUACCCAAUCACUGCCUCUGCAAUAGCGAUAGAGAAUCCAGAGACUGUAAUACUUCACCAAUGCAGCAAGACAUAAGCCGCAUCUCAUCAGUAUCCUGGAAUCACUGGGGCAUACAUUUAUAAAGGAAGAGAUUUUGGGGCAUACAUUUAUAAAGGAAGAGAUUUUGGGGCAUACAUUUAUAAAGGAAGAGAUUUUGGGGCAUACAUUUCUAAAGGAAGAGAUUUUUUAAAAAAAUAUUUGGGUUAGACCUUUGUAUAUUUUACUGAGAUAUACUUUUGAGGAUUUUCACAAACAAAACAUGGAAACAAACUGAGCAAAAGUAAAACUUCUUUUGAAAAAACAAAA